This is a messenger RNA of Eleginops maclovinus (Patagonian blennie), 3590 nucleotides long. RefSeq lists its product as uncharacterized. Lineage: Eukaryota; Metazoa; Chordata; Actinopteri; Perciformes; Eleginopidae. Gene Ontology annotation, cellular component: extracellular region; membrane. Gene Ontology annotation, biological process: lipoprotein metabolic process; lipid transport. The transcript has 29 exons. Gene Ontology annotation, molecular function: lipid binding. The record is from RefSeq and is a predicted model, not a curated record. The coding region runs from base 1 to 2565 and encodes 854 amino acids.
AUGGAGAAAGUGCAGCAGCAACAGAAGCUGCAACCGGAGAGAGAAGAUCUAGCAUUGGGGCGCUACAAAAUAUGUUCAAAAGAGUCUCCCAAAGCCCUUUCCAAAGCCAAUACACAUGGAUCAUCGAUGAACGAUUCUCGAAACAAACAGGACGAUCAGUUCCUGAUUGAUCUCGCAGCCGCUGCUACAGAUGUGACAGAUAAACAGCAGCUAAACGUCGGACAGUGUUUGCGUAGACCCAUUCGAAUCUCCUGCAAACAAGGAGGAGGAUCUGUUCCGGUCUUCGCAGCCAAACGCGGUGAACCCAUCGCCACUGAGCGAAGAGGCGGAUUGGAUUCGGAAACUCAAGAAUUUGGAAAGGAAAACUUUGCUGUCUUUGAGGACGUCCUGCUGACGGGACAGUUGGACACUGAAGGAGGAAGUGUUGAGGACCUGGAUGGCUUUGGGAGUAACUUCAAGAAAAGGGACAAAAAGUUCAGGGUGUCUCUACUUUCCAGAAGAAGUUCGAAGGAGAAGAUUUCUGAUGAGCGGAGGAGCAGCACACUGCCCACCCUCGGAAAAUCACCCAAGGAGUAUCUUUCAGAAACGAUGUCCCAAUCCACGGAAGAGAAUGAAUAUUGGGAGCAGAUGGACUACAAAAAGAAGAAUUUGAAGACCAAAGUCAAUAAGCUGCUUCGAAGAGCAUCCACUACUUCCUCCGUGCUGGAGGAAAAGCAUAUGAACGGAUAUUCACCUCAAGACCUGAAGGCAGAAGAGAGCAAUAAGCAAAGGGUCAGAGGAGGAGAGGAGGAGGGGGAAGAUGAGGAAGAAGAGGAGGAGGACGAUGAGGUGGUGGAGGAGUGGGGAGCCCGGCACAAAGAGAAGAAAAAACAGAAGAUGAAAAUUAAGUUCGUGCCUCACAGAGGAUUUGCAAUCACUGUGGAAAAGAAGGGAGCUCACGGAUACACACCUCGCAACAACUCAAAGGAGAAAUCCCAAGAGGAACGUUUCGGAGCACAUGGUGACACGCCUCGUAAGAAAUCCCAGGAUGAUGCUUUUGAGGAUGUACAGGAGAGACGCAACACUCUUCGGUCAACGAGCAAGGCUGCUUUCACGGACGAUGAGUACUCCCAGAAAGCACGCCCUGUGUCUGCAGGACUAAAUGGAGAUGAAGACCUGUAUGGAAUGGAAGACUGCAAACCUAAGAAACCAACUAAGAUGAAAAUGCUACUAAUGGGUCGUCGGAGCUCGAAGGAGAACAUGCUGGAUGACAACAACUAUCAGAAGAAGGGCAGCUUCUCAGCGGAGGAGUUGGACGACGACGAGUGGAUGGAGGACUGCAAACCGAAAACCUCCAAAAAAAAAGGCCCUCUUCCCGUCCCGCGCAAAUCAGCCAACGCACAGAGUGAAGCGACGGGAUUCAGCCACCCUCAGCAAGCAUCCAGCGAUCCCUUCGCUGAGGACGACUUUACACACACAGGAAAAGAUUUCAUGAGUCCCGGGGAGAUGUAUUACAGCGAGGAAGAUGAAGUGGAAACCUGCAAACCGAACAAGAAAUCCAAACUCAGAGGCUUCAAAAAAUCAAAGGCGAAGAGUAAAGCCGGGCAUCCAGAUUAUGAAGAUCCACCUGGAGCUACGUCAGCUGACUUCAGGUCGGAGGCUGCCAGGGCGGAGUGGCUGGCUUCUCAGAGGGACGAGCAGGCUUUGGAAGAAAUGGAAGAGGACUACGAGGACGGGGACACGGACAGUUUGAUGGAGUGGUGGCACACUGUGGAGCAAUGGGAUGAGGUGCCCUCCGACGACGAGGACAAAAUCUUGAAAGAGGACGAGUCCAGGUCCUUCACCGUUUUGGCGGACAAGGUUCACCGCGGCCUGCGGGUCUUCAACAAAAUCUUCACCGAGCGAGCCGAGGUCCUCUGGCAGUCCAUCAUCACGCUCCACUCCAUCGCCGACGACAUCAACAAUUUCCACCACAAGGCCAAGAUCGCCGGCAUCACCGGAGGCACCACCACGGCCGUGGGUGGAGUGACGGCCAUCGCCGGUUUGGCUCUGGCACCUUUCACAUUCGGAGCCUCUUUGCUAAUAACCGCCGUUGGUGUCGGUGUGGCGACGGCCGGAGGGAUCGCUUCAGCCUCUGCGGCCAUCUCGGAUAACGUGAAUAACAUGCACGACCGCAAGAAGGUGGAGAUAGUUCUAAGUGACUAUGAGGCUCACCUGCGGACCAUCGGGAAGAUCCUCCACUUUAUCAAUAAGGGCCUGAUAAAGCUCCGCGGCCACCCUUUCCUCCGGUCUGGCACCCAACACUACUCCAAGGACUGGGAGAUCCGCCGGGCCGUGCAGAUGAUCAGCCUGGUGGACACGCCCGUGAUGCGCGGGACGGAGAUAACGGACUCCACGAUCGCUUCUGUCCGAGGACUCUUCACCGGCAUGGACAAGUACUUCGUCAAGGACUCACGAGAGCUGAAGAAGGGCUGCAAGAAGGACGUGGUGGCUCAGAUAAAGGAGGUGGCCCAUGUGCUCAACAUCGGGAUAGUGGAGCUCAACGCCAUCAGAGAGGAGCUGCAGGAUGUCACCGGGAACAUUUGAGGAGGACACUUUGAAUAUAGGUAUUUCUAAAAGCACCACAGCCCCCUCUACUGGCUAAAUGAGGGAAGUGUUGGUGUCAAGGAGUCCAUCGGCACAGUACCUGCAGUUUCAGACAUUUAAAGCGUGUGUAAGCCUGUUUGUUUUUUAAAUAUCCAUUUGGACUCUUGUUUUAUUUGUGUCAUAUUGUAAGAUGUUUACUGUACUCGCAUGAAAAGGUAAAAAUACCACGGAAACCAACACUUUUUUGAGCACCGAGUGCAUGUUUGUGGUCACAGGUGGUUUAGUUUGAAUGUUGAAAUGUUUUACUUAAUAUUUUCCACCCACUGUUUUACUGAAGGAGCUUUAUCACACUUUUCUGAAACAGUUUCAACCAUAUUUUAUAUUUGUUCACAAAGAAAACAUCACGGUGUUCAAUUGUAUUAUAUUUUCAGCAUUUCCUAUCAGCUUUCCCAAUCCCUGUUUCAGAUAUCGGUAUAAUGAUACCUGUUGUGACAAAAAAAUGACCCUUAAGUUUUAAACUGUUGUUUAAAUAAUACAUGAUGGUUGAAUUAAGGUUAGAGUAGUAGAGUUUACCUACAGUAUGUUUUUGAAGAGGACAUAUUGUUUACAUAUUCACAAUAAAAGUAAUGUUUUAUAUUGGGUAGUUUAUUUUAACAUGUUACUGCAAGACAAUGCUUCAAAAUGCUAAUUUACUACACAUCAGGUUUUCUAUUUCUCCACAUUUUGAGAUAUUAACCAUGUGGUAUCCAUGUAAAUACUGUGACCCUUUUCCUACCUUAAUAGCUUAAACCUUUAUAAUUCUCUCUUAAAUUGUCGGACUUAACGCAAACUUUUGACAUGUUAAUGUGUUGUGACUAUAACUUUUUUUAUUCUCAAAUCAUUUUUACUGAUCAUGCAUUUCUUUGUUCCCUGUCUGUGCAUCUCCCUGCAAUAAUCUGAAUGUAUCUGCAAAAUGUUUUAAUGUAAUAUAUUAGGAUUUGACACGUCCUGUUUGAAUAAAGAUUUACUAAUUUGCUUUAAACUCA